AUGCGAGUUCCCACAUCAUACAGUUACUGGUCUAGGUUCCUCCUCCCGCUCCCCCCUCCCCCCGCCACCGCCGGCCGCCCUCCCCUCCCGCCGCCUUCGGCCGCCGGCCGCGCGCGUCGCGCCCCUCCUCCCCCUCCCCCCUCGUCCUCCGCCCCCCUGUCCGCUCGCGCGACCCCCGCGGGCGUCGGGUGCAUCCUCCUCUCCUCCGGCCCCACCUCCCCGUCCUUCUCCCCCAGUCGCCGCCGGCGGGGGCGGGCCGUUCUUUCCCCACGCGCGCUUGGGGAGGCGCGGGGGCCUCCUGAUGGCGGCGGUGCGGCUCAGUGGCGGGCCUCGGGGUUCUCGGUGCGACGGCGCGGCCGUUGGUCGCGGGACGGUGUGGCGGUGCUGGUGGCCGGCGGCGCCCGUGCGGCCCAGAUCUGGGCCCUUUCGGGCUCCAUCUGGGCUAGGGCGGGCCGGUGGCUCGGUGCGCGGCGACGCUGCUCCCUGGUUGGUGGCAAGGAGGCGGUGGCGGCUUCGUCGACCGGCGAGCUGCAGCUUGACGGCAGGACCCUUUGGGUCCGGCCGGGCCUCGGCGCCUGGCAGGCCCCUUGUCUGUGCGUCCGAUCGGCUCCGCGGCGGUGGUGGUUGUCCCCUCACGUCGGCGAUGUUGUGGAUGCCCCUGAGGCCACUAGCACUAUGAUUCCUCUGGGGUGGUGGUUGGGGUUUGGGUUGGGAGAAAUCUCUGGCGGCUCGUCCGGCCCUGAUGCGGCGACGCCUGUGGGUGCCGCCAGACCUUCCUGA
Aegilops tauschii subsp. strangulata is the source of this 780-nucleotide messenger RNA. Lineage: Eukaryota; Viridiplantae; Streptophyta; Magnoliopsida; Poales; Poaceae. The record is from RefSeq and is a predicted model, not a curated record.